GGCGCUCGCGCUACGCACCCGCGCCGAGUGCGGAACUGCCCCGCCUGCCUCGCGCCGCUCUCUUAAAUAGCGGGAGAAGAAAGUGGCUCGUGCACAAAGGCGUCUUUUCCGCGAGACACAGAGCCGCGCGGCUAUAAGAGGCACCGGAGUUAUUAAAGUGACGCUUUUCUGUCGACAAUGAAAGGACACGUUGUUCUGGCGACUCUGGCGCUCGUCAGUUUCCACUGGGCGAAUGGUGCACUGAUCCUGAAAGGUCCACAGGGACCCGUACUGGAAGGAGACCUCGUGACACUGGAGUGUUUGUCAGACGUGGAGUUAAACAUGAGCCAAGUCCACAUCGAGAAGUUUUCCAAGCGCAUGCAGAAGUGGUACCGUCUGGAGAUGAAUGAGAUGUGGCUGUAUCGCCGCUGCUUUUCCUACGACGUAGACCUGACCAGAGAGCAGGAUCGCCUGGUUCUGACCAUUUUUAGCAUCCAGAGCUGGACAGACGGGCCCUACCGCUGUGUGUCGGACAACUCUUCUGAUCUCUACAACUCCUCCCUGCCGCUUUCCAUACCCGUGCACUACAUGCGUGACCUCUCAGUUUACAGAGAGGGCGUGGGUUCCUACAGCCGGUACUUCAGCUCUCUUCAGGACUUGCGUGUGCCACUAGGGGACGAUGUGGAGGUGGAAUGUUCCACCUCCGCCUCUGAGACACCGCAGUACUCUUGGAGUAAAGAGGGAGAGGACUGGGUUGAGUUGUCCAAUAAGCUGAAGCUCAAGAAGGUGAGGCUGGAAGACAGUGGCAAGUACACCUGCACUGCCCAACACCCCUCUGUGCCUGUGCUCACCAAGACCCGCACCAUCAAUCUCACUGUAUUGCCAGCGGAUGCCCCAUGGUAUGACUCCACCCAGGGUCGUAUCGUACUGAUGACCUCAGCUGCAGGCGCAGGGCUACUGCUGCUGAUCAUGUCGGUGUCCAUAUGUUUAUGCCGUCGAUCCUCAGAGAGAAAGAGCAAGGGACCCAUUGACGACCGCUCAUCGAAGAAACCCAUCUACACCGCCAGCACAGAGUCCCUGCCAUCCACUGUUGGCGACACACAGCCUCUGGUGUGAGGCAGAAAACAAAAGAAUGAAGGGAUGAAGACAGGGGUAGAGGGAAGAACAAAGAGGGAUUGGAGAGUGCUAAGGAGAAUUUAUUGAAUGCAGGAUAAAUCAAAGAAAGAAAAGAUUACAUAUGAGAAAAAAUCUAUUUUUGCUGUGCCAUUGUAAUCUGUUGACCACAAUCGUCUUUUAACAGACUGUAUGCACUUUUCUCUGUACUGAUUUUGCAACCCAAAAAUUACUUCUAUUCCAAAGCUUCAGAGUUGGAAUUUACUGUAGAACUAGUCACCACCUCCCCUGCAGUACUUGCAAUGCAGGGUUAUGCAACAAUUUUAUGUUUCUUUUGCAGACAUGUAAUCCUUAUGGCUAUGGGAUAAAUUAUUCUUGGGAUUUGAUUGUGUAUAAGAUUUACAUUUAGGACGUUUUAUAGUGUAAUCUGGCAGUAUAGUACUUAAAACCUGUGCACUAAAUAUUGACUUGUAAACUUUUGGGUAAUUACUUCUUCUAUACUAACAACAGUUUAUGCACUUUGAAAUUUUGCACUGAAAAGCUGUUUUCUGUACCUUGUAUCUUUGAUAUUAUAGUCAGUUUGAAAUAAAUUGUGUGACUAA
Molecule: messenger RNA, 1694 nt
Organism: Scleropages formosus (Asian bonytongue)
Lineage: Eukaryota; Metazoa; Chordata; Actinopteri; Osteoglossiformes; Osteoglossidae
Product: cell surface glycoprotein MUC18
Exons: 7
Coding region: 178-1095 (305 amino acids)
Biological process (GO): cell adhesion
Cellular component (GO): plasma membrane
Source: RefSeq, a predicted model, not a curated record